AUGGCUGAUUCCCAGAGAAUUACUACCAAGGCGUAUGUGGUGGAGUCCCAAGGCGCUCCGUUUACCCUGCGAGAUGUCAUCCUAGACGCCUUGCAGCCAGACGAAGUCCUGGUGGAAUUAAAGUACACAGGGAUCUGUCAUACUGACAUUGUCGUCCAACAUGGCGGAAUGCCCAUUGGAAGCUACCCAGCCAUCCUCGGCCACGAGGGCGUGGGCAUCGUGCGGCAGAUUGGAUCGCAGGUGAAAGAUAAAUCUCUCAGCGAAGGGGAUGCCGUCCUCCUCGGAUUCCGUACCUGUCGACAGUGCUCGCCCUGCCUGGAGGGCCGGUGCGGAGCGUGCCCCCAUAUGACCGAAUACAACUUUGUCAGCGCCCGUCGCCGCGAGGGCGCGAAGCCCAUAUACUCCUUUCCCGACGGCACGCCCGUUCAUGGCCAGUUCUUCGGGCAAUCCUCCCUCAGCAAACUCGCCAUCGUCGCACAAGACUCCGUCGUCAAAUGCGAGGUGGACGACAAGUCGCUUCAAUACCUAGCCCCCCUGGGCUGCGGGUAUUCCACCGGCGCCGGAACCGUGUUCAACGCCCUCCGCCCCAAACCCGAGUCCACAAUCGCCAUCUUGGGAAUGGGUGCCGUCGGCCUGGCGGCAUUGCUUGCCGCCAAAUCCAUGGGCGUUGGUCAGAUCAUCGCCGUGGACAUUGUGGACUCCAAGCUCGAACUGGCCCUCUCCAUGGGCGCGACGCACACCAUCAACACCAAACAAGUUCCCGACCUCUGCUCCGGUAUUCGAGCGCUUUUCCCGGAUGGCGUGGACCAGAUCAUCGAUACUACCGGCGUGUCGGCCCUUAUGCAAGCUUCCAUGAAAGCCCUGGGGCACGAGGGCGUGCUCGCCGUGGUCGGCGUUCCGCGCCCUGGAGACUCGAUUCAGAUCGAUGCCUUGGAUUUACUUGUCUCAUGCAAACGAGUCAUUGGCGUGAUUGAAGGUUUUGCGGAUUCAAAGGAGAUCAUUCCUCAACUCGUGAAGUUAUAUCGACAAGGAAACUUCCCCGUUGAUCGCAUUUCAACCGUCUAUCCCGCUGAACGGUUGGACCAGGCGAUAGAAGAUCUUAAAACCGGAAAGGUUAUCAAGCCCGUCUUGUCUUGGGAUAGCAUUUGA
Uncinocarpus reesii 1704 is the source of this 1149-nucleotide messenger RNA. RefSeq lists its product as uncharacterized. The transcript is spliced from 4 exons. Bases 1 to 1149 code for a protein of 382 amino acids. Gene Ontology annotation, molecular function: zinc ion binding; oxidoreductase activity. The record is from RefSeq and is a predicted model, not a curated record. Lineage: Eukaryota; Fungi; Ascomycota; Eurotiomycetes; Onygenales; Onygenaceae.